AUGGCCAGGCUGUCCUGCAGGAUUAUCAAGGAAAUCCAGUGCUUGCUGGCAGAACCAGUUCCUGGCAUUAAAGCAGAACCAGAUGAGAUUAACACCCAUUAUUUUUGUGUGGUCAGUGCUGGGCCCCAGGAUUCCCCCUUUGAGGGAGGGACUUUUAAGCUUGAACUAUUCCUACCAGAAGAAUACCCAAAGGCAGCCCCUAACAUACAUUUCACGACCAAAAUUUAUCAUCCUAAUGUAGACAAGUUGGGAAGAGUAUGUUCAGAUAUUUUGAAAGGUAAGUGGUCCCCAGUACGGCACAGGUCUGCUAUGGAUCCGGGCUUUGUUAAGUGCUCCAAUCCAGAUGGUCCACUAGCAAAUGAUGCAGCAGAGCAGUGGGAAAACAAGGUCCAAGCAUAG
Lutra lutra (Eurasian river otter) is the source of this 399-nucleotide messenger RNA. RefSeq names its product ubiquitin-conjugating enzyme E2 N-like. Lineage: Eukaryota; Metazoa; Chordata; Mammalia; Carnivora; Mustelidae. The coding region runs from base 1 to 399 and encodes 132 amino acids. The transcript has a single exon. The record is from RefSeq and is a predicted model, not a curated record.